AUGAUAUUUUCAAUAAUUAAAUUAUUUUAUUUAAUUAUUUUAUUUUUAACAAUUACAAUUUCAUCAUUAUUUUCAUUUAAUUCUGUUUGUGAUUUUCCUUUAUUAAAUGAUAGACUUGGAUGUCAACGGGGGCAGAGUUUAAAAGAUAAAGGAGGAAUACUAAUUGAAGAAGAAGAUGAAGAACAAAAACAAAAAGAACAAAAAAUAUUUUUAAAUAAUUUUGAUUGGUUUUGUGAUCCAGAAUCGAGUAUUUCGAUGAGUGAAGGUUUUUUGUUUUUUGCAUUAGAAGAAACAAUAAAUAAAUUAAUAAACAUUUAUGGCAAAAAUUGUGUUUGUAGUAAAGAAGAAGAUUUAACUUUUUCUAAUUUGGAUGAAAUAAAAAGUGAAAAUAAUUAUUGUUGGCAUCGUUUUGGAUUUGGAUUUUUAAAAAAAUUAAAUUUAAAUAAUGAUGUUAACAACAAUAUCAAUUUAUGGAUUAAUAAUUAUGGAAAUAAUUUUGUAAAUAUUCUUCGUGAACGUUGGGGAAUGGGUAAUUGUGGAGAAGAUAUUGUUAUACUUUUUGUACAAAUUCCACCUAUUAUUUUUGUUUCUGCUGGUUCUUUAAUUAAACAACGUUUGGGAAUUAAUAAAAUAAAUCAAUUAAUUAACCAAACAAAUAUUCAAUUAUUAACAAGUUCAAAACCUCCAUUCAGAAUUUUAUCUAAUUUAAUUGAAAAUAUUGGAAUUUUAUUAGUAGAAAAAAAUAAUUUAGUUGUAGAUAAUAAUAAUAAAUUAAUAAUUAAUAAACAACAAAUAAAUUAUAAUCAAGUAACAACAACUCGAAGUCAUAUACCUUUAUGGGCUUGGGCCGUUUUUGGCGCAUGUGGAGUUGCUUUUUUAUUAAUGGCUUUAGGUCUUUUUGCUAUUACCAGAACAAAUACAAGAAGAGGUUGCACUCAAGGAAAAAAGUUUAAAUGUCAAGGGCAUGCAGCGAUGGUGGCUAGAAGGCAUUGGAAAGAAGAGCAAUUACAACCAGCACAACAAACAUAUGUAAAUUUAGUUCAAAUGCUUAUGCCUCACCCAAAAGCUCCACCAACAAAUAUGCCACAACAAGUUUAG
Messenger RNA from Meloidogyne enterolobii, 1098 nucleotides. Lineage: Eukaryota; Metazoa; Nematoda; Chromadorea; Rhabditida; Meloidogynidae. The record is from the annotation of a GenBank genome assembly.